AUAUUUCUAGCCAUAUAAACAAAGAGGAGAAUGUAGAAUGUAGGGAGUAAAAAUAAUUUCAAGGAAAAUGUUUUUUGAAAUUACUCUUUUAUUGGAAAAAUCUCAAAAAAUUUAUGAAAAAUAUAUUUCGUGAAAAUGUCUUUUUUUCCUAAAAAUGAGUUUAUAAAAAAAUUCCAAAACUUUGUUUGGAUAAAAAAAAAAUGGGUGUACACGAGGGUUUAUGAAAUUGAGUUCUAAGAAAUCUUCUUGAUUUUCUUGAAUGUGCACGAGGAUUUUGCAGAGUUUCAGAAAAUGUUAGAAAUCGUCGAGCAGGACUUGCAAUACUUUCUUUUGAACCAAAUUUUCAGAAUAAUUUUGGCGAUUCUGACAAAAUUCGCUCAAAUCUCCGGCUCAAUCACUGUUGCCUACCAACUGUUCUACAUAUCACAAUUAGUAUAGGUAUGUUUUUGCCCACCAACUGUUCUAUAAAUUGUCACUUCAGAAAAUUUGUUAUCGUUCCACUAUACAAUUAACAUGCAACUAUUCUGCAUUUUUAUUGGUUUGGACUCGAAUGAACACACUUAAAACACCUGGCUACAUGUCCUCAAAGUUGUUAAAAUGCCCUACUGACUACUGGUUUCACAUUCAAGUACCUUAAAGUAGUAACAUGGCGGUCGUGUUUACGGAAAAGGUCAUAGAAUUUCUCAUAUUUGUGCUUGGACAUUCUCCGUUGCUUGAGGCCAUGUGUGUUGCACCUGCUUACAGUGGACAAAAGAAUAUGAUUAACAAAGUGGUUUUCGAAGAGCUUCUCGACAAAUUGACAACAUACUCUGGCUACGCAUCUUAUGCAUGUCCUUCCCCCUUUGUUCUUAGCUGCAGUGACAAGAAUUACAAAUUGGUCACCGGAUUUGGCAGAAGAGAGAGAAAGGUCUAGAUUGAGUUGGCAAGAAGAUUAAGUUAAAAUAAUGUGGUAUUGGGGUGGAACCGGAGAGUCCUUAUUGGUUGAAGAGAAUAAUAAUGAUUUAUAGGUGAAUGAAGUUGUUGUCUGCAGAGGCGUAGUUGUGGUUUGUAUUUGAAAUGUGUUUAUAUUUGAAAUGAAGUUAUUGCUUAAUGCCAUUUUCUUUUCUUUCUUUUUUCCUUUUUCCAUUCCCCUGUUUUUUAUCUAGUGGGCUGAUCAGAGCCUUUUAUUCUUUCUGAUCCAAUGAUUGUAGUUGGUUUCUAUUGCUGAUGGGCCCUAUAUAUACAAAAACAUAUCAUCCUCUCCCAUUCGGAUGGCGGCCGCCCCCUCCCUUCUUUUCCUGUUUCUCAGAUUAUUGCACCGCAUACGAAGAUUACUACCUUCAGUCUCUGGUAUACUCUUUUACUUCUCUUUUGCUUUAAUAGGUAAUUGCUUCGUUUGGUAGACUUGUGGUGGAUACACAAUGAUUUGCUCGCGUGGCUGUUGCUUGUCAACUGUUUCAGAAGUCAUAACUUCGUGUUCUCUUUUUGUUAAAAUGCACAACGGUGUUCGGAAAAACUCUCCUGAGCAUUUUGGUUUUUAUUUCCCCGUCGCAAAUUUGGUAGCUAAAUCCCAUGUCCGCCUUUGAUAUAGUUUAAUCAACUCCGUUAAUAUACUGCAUCAUAUUACACUUUUGUAAAUCUUUUAGAAAUUAAUCGUUCAGCAUACAUUAAUACCCGACCCAUCAAAUGACCAACCUAGUUAAUUUAUCAUUUUUAUCAUUUCCCCAAUUUCAAAUUAAGGUCUGUGCGUGUACAAUGUACAUAGUUUAUUCACAUAUUAGAGAAUUUAUCCCUAUAGUUUAUUCCCAUAUUAGAGAAUUUAUCCCUUUUUUUAUGCUGUAGUCCUUAGUUUAUAGUCGAGUUGAAUAAUUAUUGACGGCAGAUGCCUAAUUGAAAGGCGGACAUGAUGUUCAGCAACCAUUUUGCAUUACUUAAAAAUAACUUAUCAAACUGUAAGUGAUAUUUCAACCAAUCUGUAAGUCUAUCAAUCUUAUCAUUAGAUUCUUCCACGAUAAUAGGAUAGAAGUAGAACUAACAAGUAUAGGAUUACGGAAAUGGCCUCUGCUUCUGGAAUUAGAGGUAAGGCUGCGUACAUCUUAUCCUUCCCAGACCCUCUUCUCAUAGGUACAUUUGCUUUGGUUUUCAUUGGUUUUUGAUUACAGGCUAUUCUUUACAAAUUGAAGUAAGGCUGCGUACAUCUUAUCCUUCCCGGACCCUCUUCUCAUAGGGUUUUCCAGGGAUAUUAAAUGGGUGAAUUCUCAAGGAAAGAUUAUAUCAGUCAUCUGCCUCAAAGCAUUAUUGAAACCAUCCUAGCAAAAGUCCCAACAAGAGAUGCCGUUAGAACCAGCAUCUUGUCUAAAAAGUGGAGGUAUCAGUGGGCUACCAUGACACAGCUCGUACUUGACGAAGAAUAUAUGGGUUUUUCUGGCUACAGAAAUGUUUCUAAGAAUAAAAUUUUAAGAUUUAUCGUGCGAUAUUUUUUACUUCAUGACGGCCCAAUUCAUAAGUUCAAAAUAUCUACUUUAUACUCCAUAAGUUCUACUGAGAUGGAUACAUGGCUACUUUUCCUAUCAAGGAAAGAUAUAAAGGAGUUGCUUCUUGAGGUGUGGCAGUCCAGAAACUAUUGGAAUUCUCAGUCCAGAAACUUUUGGAAUUUCCGCACACCUUCUUGUAUAUUUUCUUGUCAAAAACUGACCAGAUUGAAGCUUUAUCGGUUUAAAGUGGAGCCUCCUUUGGGAUUUCAAGGAUUUCCCUGUUUGAAGUACCUAAACCUUUUUGGCGGCGAGGUUACUAUUGAGGUUAUUGAAAACCUUAUAACAGGUUGCCCUCUGCUUGAGAAGUUUAAAUUUAGUAAUGGAGACAAUCUAGCUUUGACCGUCUGCUCCCCAAAUCUGAAGCAUCUUACUGUGAGAGGGAUAUUUAAAUACAUAUAUCUUGAGCAUACUCCGUCUCUGGUUCAUUUAAUAUUAGACUUCACUUCACUGCAAUGGGAAGAUAGUGUGCCUGUGAGAGUUCCAGUAACACAUAACUGUCUAAAGGUUAUUUCGCUUAGGGAAAUAAAUUUUGAAGAGAUGAAGCAAGUCUCGUAUGUUCGUCAGUUGCUUUUGCAGUCUCCUAAUCUGCAAGAACUUCAUAUACUAGCUGGAGACUUUAAAUGUCUUAAUCAUCAGAAUGCUGCUGGUAUGGAUUUUUGGGAGAGAGAAUUUCCUACUGAUUUCACCUUCAAGCACCUCAAAAUAGUAAAUAUGGAUUACUCGUGCAGCAGAAUCGACAUAGCAUUCCUCAUAUUUGUGCUUGGACGAUCCCCAGUGCUUGAGAAGAUGUGCAUCAAACUUGAAUCUUUUGAUGAUAUAUCAGAUGCUGAAUUGUCGCGUCUUCAACAAGCUUCUGCCAAUAUCCAACUGCAUUUGUUUGACUAGUCAUCUUUAUCCAUGUCUUUGUUUCACUAGUCAUCUUAUCGCAGCAUUUCCUUUCUUUUGCAAAUUAUGGAUUUCAGAAGACUUUCAGUUCUUGUGGAUGUAUAACUAUAUUACCUGCUAUUUUACUCCUUUUGUACAAACAAGGGAGUUAUUUUAUUUUUUAUUCUUAUA
Messenger RNA from Daucus carota subsp. sativus, 3569 nucleotides. Its product is annotated as F-box/FBD/LRR-repeat protein At1g13570-like. Gene Ontology annotation, molecular function: protein binding. The transcript is spliced from 5 exons. The coding region runs from base 2226 to 3398 and encodes 390 amino acids. The record is from RefSeq and is a predicted model, not a curated record. Lineage: Eukaryota; Viridiplantae; Streptophyta; Magnoliopsida; Apiales; Apiaceae.